This is a messenger RNA of Diabrotica virgifera virgifera (western corn rootworm), 2205 nucleotides long. RefSeq lists its product as uncharacterized. The record is from RefSeq and is a predicted model, not a curated record. The coding region runs from base 756 to 1787 and encodes 343 amino acids. The transcript has 3 exons. NCBI's taxonomy places the organism in Eukaryota, Metazoa, Arthropoda, Insecta, Coleoptera, Chrysomelidae.
GUUCCGCCCCUUAUAGAAUCGAUUAUUGAUGGGAAGAUAUUAUUUAACUAUCCAAAAUAUUAUUUAAUUAUUUUCAGAAUUAUUUUCUUUCAAUGUUUAUUCAAAUAGAACUUAAACCCAUCUCAGAAUUUUUAAAUGCUUGAUGACGUCACAUUUAAAACGUGGCAACAUUGGUUUCCCCACUUUGACAGCCAAUGCUUAGUCGAGGGGUACGAAGGAUUCAGCUGUGAACGUGAGCCUUGGAUUGCCAUUGUUUCUCGAGUGUUCGGUCUGAAUCGUAGUGUGCGGGGUCAUUAGACUCAAUUAUUCACCUCUAAUUCUCAGUUCCAAAUUGAUUAAAUAUUACAAUAAAAGUAUAGUGAAGUUAUCCAGCAGCAGUGGAUUUGAAGAAUUUUAGAGCAUACUAUAUCCAAUGAGUUCUACCCCGCACCUACCAUGAAAUCUUAAAGCCACCCUACAACAACACCAAGGCCAGACCACACAGAGAGAAACAAUCAAUAGGCGACCAGCCUGGAUUAUUUCCACAUUUUCUUUUUUUGAGUACCUCCAGCUGCUUUCCAACAGUUUUGAGUACCUUCAGCUGCUUUCUACCAGUCUUCCUCUCCUGUACCUCCAGCAGGACAGCUGCUAGCGAGAGUUAGCACCCUUGGGUGCUCAUUACAUCAACUUCAAGAUUAGGAAAGAGUGGUAAUUUGCGCAGUCCAAUUUACAAAACAAGAGAUAUUUACAAGACUGAGGAUAUUACGGCAGAACCAAUGGAUGUGGAUAAUUCAUACACCGAAGAGCGUUUCCCUUCAAUGAUAUGCCAAGAAAGAGUAAGAUGCAGACAAAGCAAAAACAAAAGUAAUAACCAAUUAAAAUCAGAGAGUCAACCAUGUAAACAAGAAUUUCCAUACGUUCACACCACAGAAGAUCUAGAUACUGAUGAGACUGAUACCAAAACUGAGAACCAUGACAGUUUACCCCAACCAACACAGAGACUUAGAGUUAUACAUAUAACUCAAACAAAAAAGAGUAAUAAUUUAUACAAGAGCUGUAUGCUUUUUACGAUAUUAGCUCUUGCCUUUUAUAUUUAUUUGUAUCCAAAUACCAUAUUUGUAAACAGUGAUAUCCAGAUAGAUAACGUUAGAAGAGAUUUAGAAACGAACAUUAUCGGGCAUACAAAAGUAGUAGAGAAUUUUAUUCGGGUAUUACAACGAAGAGCUACAUGGGCUGAUAAGUUAAAAGUUGUAAGUUUUGUAGGAUCCCACGGAGUAGGAAAGACGUAUUUUGCUAAGUUAGUCCAAAAGCACUUUCAUUCCAAUUUGGCACAUGAGAUUCAUGCUUCCCAUUUGGAUUAUAAAGUAAAAAGGCGAGAAAUUUUAGACGCAAUCGACAGUUGCUGUUUAAAUUUAAUUGUCAUCGAUGACUUAACAAACGUCGAUAGUAUUGAACUCUUCGAGUUUGCUUAUUCUCUUCCUAAAGACUCGUUCAUACUUUUAAUUGCCAUCUAUAACAUACAUUAUAUUGACGAGAGUCUGAAUAAAGUUGUAAAUUACGAUGAUAUAAUAAAAAUACGAGACAGUUACGAUAAUUCUGGCAUUAAAGGUUACGAGUUAUUUGUAUUUCAAGAUUUAACAAGUGAUCAAAUUCGAGACUGGGUUCAAAAAGAACUAACCUUAAAAAAUAUUUCUUUGCCUCAAAGUAAGGAAAUCAUGGAAACUGUUUUAGAAAAUCAUGAUACAAAAAGUGGAUUAAAAGGGUUGCGUUCCAAAGUGUUAUUGGAAUUGCAAAAAUAUAUAAAUUAAAUUAUUUGUCAAUUGACAUUGCAUUUGACAUUGUUUUAGCCUGUUCGGCACAAUGUUUUUAACUUAUUUAUUGUGUUUUCUAUAUGUCUGUGACAUAUUGGAACUUGAGUUGACUAUUAAUUCUUUUUUUUAUUCCAUUUUCAAUUUUUUCUUUAUUGUUGUAUAUUUAUCUGUAACUGUGUAAUUCGUUUCUCAAGUUUUUUUAUAUUGUUAAUUCGCGGAUUAAAAAUUGUUAAUUCACAGAUUAAAAUUUUGUUAAUUGUUUAUUUCUUCGCUCCUCUGGUGUAUAAAAACAUAUUUAAAAGUACGUUUUUAAAGCAUUUUUUGGAGAAAAAACUUUCGAAUUUUUGACUGAUAUUUUUAAAAAAUAUGUAAUGUAAAAUUGUUUUAUUAAAAUUGAUAUUUUAUUUCUACUGUG